This is a messenger RNA of Micromonas pusilla CCMP1545, 1809 nucleotides long. RefSeq lists its product as uncharacterized. The record is from RefSeq and is a predicted model, not a curated record. Lineage: Eukaryota; Viridiplantae; Chlorophyta; Mamiellophyceae; Mamiellales; Mamiellaceae. The coding region runs from base 1 to 1809 and encodes 602 amino acids. Gene Ontology annotation, biological process: glutaminyl-tRNAGln biosynthesis via transamidation; mitochondrial translation. The transcript has 4 exons. Gene Ontology annotation, cellular component: glutamyl-tRNA(Gln) amidotransferase complex; mitochondrion. Gene Ontology annotation, molecular function: glutaminyl-tRNA synthase (glutamine-hydrolyzing) activity.
AUGGCGUCGUCCGCCGCCGCCGACGCGACGCUCGCGCGCACGCUGCGUCAGUGCGCCUCCUCGCUCGCGGACGGGAGCGUCUCCUCGAGCGAGCUCCUCGCGCGCGCGUCGGCGCGACUCGCGCGUCUGCGCAGCCUCAACGCGUUCGUCGGCGGGAUCUUGCCGUCCGCGGCGGGCGCCGCGGCCGCGAGCGACGCGCGCCGCGCCGCCGCCGCGGACGGCGGCGGCGGCGACCGCGCGCCUCCGCCGUCGUCCCCCGUCGACGGCGCCGUCGUCGCCGUCAAGGACAACCUCGUCGUCCCCGGCGCGCCGACGACCGCGUCGUCGCGCGCGCUCCGCGGGUACGAGCCGCCGAUGAUCGCGACCGUCGCGGACCGCCUCGCGCGCGUCGGCGCCGUCCUCCUCGCGAAGACGAACAUGGACGAGUUCGGGAUGGGCUCUCACGGCGUCCACGGCGUCCACGGCGCGUGCGUCUCGCCGUGGAUGGCGCGCGGUCAGGAGGAGACGCUCCGCGGGCCGCGGUGCGCGGGCGGCAGCAGCGCGGGCGCCGCCGUCGCCGUCGCCGCGGGCGUCGUCCACGCGUCCGUGGGCUCGGACACGGGCGGGAGCGUCAGACUCCCCGCGGCGUACAACGGGCUCGUGGGAUACAAACCCUCCUACGGCGUCGUCUCUCGGUGGGGUCUCGUACCGUACUGCGCGUCGCUGGACACGGUGGGGUUCAUCACGCGAGACGUCGCGGACGCGGCGACGCUGUUGGAUAUUACUCAGGGAAUCGAUCCGCUCGACGCGACGUCCGUCGACGCGGACCCGCGGACGACGCGGCUGCUUCGAUCGCUCGGCUCGAGGCCGUCGUUUCACAUGCGCGGGUGGCGCGUCGGCGUCCCGGCGGAGUACGACGCGUGUGAGGUGUCGGACGAGGUGCGGAGAGCGUGGAGCGCGACGCUGCGCGCGUGCGAAGACUUGGGCGCCAUCGUCUGCGCGGUGUCGCUGCCGCACACGCGCGCGGCGCUCGCGGCGUAUUACACGAUCGCCCCCGCGGAGGCGAGCAGCAACCUCGCGCGGUACGACGGCGUCCGGUUCGGGUUCGGUGGUUCGAGGGGUGGAUUGUCGGACGAUGGGGGGAUACUGUCGGACGAUGGGAUAACGUCAGCCGACGCGGCGUCGGACGCGCGGGGGAAAGGGUUCGGCGCGGAGGUAAAGCGCCGCGUGAUGGUGGGGACGUACGCGUUGGGGACGGAGAUCACGAGCGCGUACUUCGAGCGCGCGAUGCGCGUCAGGGCGCUCGUCGCGGACGACUUCGCGGAGGCGUUCGGGACGAAGCCGCGACGCGGCGGCGGCGGCGGCGGCGGCGGCGGGGUCGAUCGACGGAACUUGCUCCUCGGCGCCGUCGCGCCGGGCGGCGUCGGCGCGGCGCCGGCGCCGGUGGACGUGAUCCUGACGCCGACGACGCCGACGACCGCGCCGCUGCUUCGUGACGUCCUCGCGACGAGCGUGCCGCGUUCGCGCGCGUCCACGGCCGCGUUCGCCGCGGACGUCAUGACCGUCCCCGCGUCGUUGGCCGGUUUACCCGCGAUCAGCGUCCCGGUCGGGCUCGGCGCGGACACCGGGCUGCCGAUCGGGAUGCAGCUCAUCGGCGCCGCGCGAGGGGACGUCGGGCUGCUCACGUUCGCGGCCGCGCUCGAGGCGCGCGUCGCGAGCUUAGGGUCGGAAGGCGGCGGCGGCGGCGGCGCGGGAGGGGUGAUCGGGUGGGGGGCGGAGCACGCGGCGCUCGGCGUAGACGACGCGGAUCGAUUCGCCGCCGCGGAGUGA